AUGUACAGCAACCUGAACGGUGUUGGCCGAGGCCCGGCUAGCCCUUAUACACAACCCUUCUUUACCAUGCAGCUGCGGCAGCUGUCCCGGUGCCGUGGCUGCGAGCGGGCACACGUAGCUGGGGACCAUGAGUCCCAGCUAGAUGAGCAGCUCCGGCAUCCGAAAGAAGGCAGCAGUGGAUCGAAGUCCGUGAGCUCAGUCGCACUGCCGAAGGCGGCUUUCGAGUAUUCGGAGGCGUCCCCUUCGUCCUUCUCGGCCGCCGGGACCCCAUGCUCCCUUCCGACGCCACCUUCGUCCCCCUCGCCACAGCUGACAGCACUGCCCGACCACUGGAUCACUGAACGCGCCGACUUAGUGGACCAAGGGACGUACUGUCUCGUGCCGAAGACCAGCGCCGAGUCGUCGAACGCGCAAACCUCCAACGGAGAACGGUCCCCAUCGCUGCUUCUGGUCCCCAGGUCCAACGACGAGGUCCUCGCGGCCCUAAGCGACGACCAGCAGCCGCCUCAGGUGCCGCACUUCAGCGAUGACCGCCACUGCAGCAGCGUGAGUCUCGGGUACCGCUCCAACGACCAGGCCGAUAUCGUCAGCGGCCAACCACAGGACAAGCGAAGCCACCGAUUCUUCGAAGACAUGGCGAAGAAGCCGUCGACGAGCUCCUUGGACCGGUCGGACAUCGUCGACUUCGUCGUCGACAACCGGACAGCCGAGGAGACCAGGGCUAUCUACAACAACUGGGCGUCCAACUACGAGGAGGACAUGACUCUGCAGAAGUACAAGGCCCCGAGCAUCAUGGCUCACUUCAUCAACCAGGAACUGCAGGUCAAGAAGGAUGCCGUCAUUCUGGACGUCGGAAGCGGAACUGGGCUGCUCGGGGUGCAGCUGAAGAACCUCGGCUACAGCUACAUGGACGCCCUGGACUACAGCGAGGAGAUGAUGGGCGAAGCGAAGAAGAAGAGUCUCUACAAGCGCACUUCCUCGAGAAGGUCUCCAAGAACAACAAGCUCUCCCUCAGGGAUGGUGAGUGCGGCAGGAGACGAGCAAUACUGGAGGCAGUUUGUAGCAGGCGCUUCAGCAAAAGCAAAGCCUUUACUUAAACAGUGCUGAUGCUUCACCUAGUUAGUACACACUAUGUAUAC
Messenger RNA from Dermacentor albipictus, 1139 nucleotides. NCBI's taxonomy places the organism in Eukaryota, Metazoa, Arthropoda, Arachnida, Ixodida, Ixodidae. The record is from RefSeq and is a predicted model, not a curated record.